UGCUGCCGAGCCGGUGUGAGCCCCACCUGUGCCCGCAGAGCUCGCGGCACUCCAAGCUGGAGAAAGCCGACAUCCUGGAGAUGACCGUCAAGCACCUUCGGAGCCUCCAGCGAGCCCAGAUGACCGCCGCGCUGAGCACAGACCCCACAGUGCUGGGCAAGUACCGCGCCGGCUUCAGUGAGUGCAUGAACGAGGUGACACGGUUCCUUUCCACCUGUGAGGGCGUUAACACUGAGGUGCGCACCCGGCUUCUGGGCCACCUGGCCAGCUGCAUGACCCAGAUCAACGCCAUGAACUACCCUGCGCCCCCCCCGCCGCCCCCACUGCCGCCAGCCGCAGCCUUUGGUCCACCCCUGGUGCCACCGGGCAGUGGCGCGGGGCCGCUCCCGGGCAUGCCCUGCAAGCCAGGCGCCGACGCAGCCAAGGUGUACGGUGGCUUCCAGCUGCUGCCCGCCUCCGAUGGGCAAUUUGCCUUCCUCAUCCCCAGCACCGCCUUUGCUCCUGGUGGGGCUGUGCUGCCCCUGUAUGGUGGCCCACCCACAGCCGCCACUGCCGCCUCGCCACCUGGCCCGCCACCCGGCACAGCCGACUCGGUCUGGAGACCCUGGUGAGGGUGGUGGGCACCGGACUGGACUGAGCACCGCACCCCGUGCUGCUGGCACGGCUGUACAUAGGUUAUAUGUUCAUAUUGGAUUGUGCCUUUGUACCAUAGCACUCCCUCAACAGUGUUUCGUGUUUUACACGAGAUCUUUUUUUCUCCCUUCCCUCCCCUUCCUUAUGUGACACCAAAGAUCGGGUUUUUUUUUUUUUUUUUUGAAUGCUCUUAAAAUAAAAGUAUCUCUUCCAUUU
Molecule: messenger RNA, 849 nt
Organism: Athene cunicularia (burrowing owl)
Lineage: Eukaryota; Metazoa; Chordata; Aves; Strigiformes; Strigidae
Gene: HES1
Product: hes family bHLH transcription factor 1
Exons: 2
Coding region: 81-611 (176 amino acids)
Biological process (GO): Notch signaling pathway; regulation of transcription by RNA polymerase II; negative regulation of neuron differentiation
Cellular component (GO): nucleus
Molecular function (GO): DNA-binding transcription factor activity, RNA polymerase II-specific; RNA polymerase II cis-regulatory region sequence-specific DNA binding
Source: RefSeq, a predicted model, not a curated record